UCCACUGAUCUUGGCCACUUCUAGACUCUCUCCUCAGCCCCAGAACCAUGAGAGUGAUUUUCAAACUUUCCUAGAAACCAGGGGCCACAUUUGAGAGCCCACUUCCAGGGCUUGAGUUUCUGGAUCAGGAGGAAGAUGGGUUGAUGGAAGCAAAGAAUAGUUUGGUGCUUUCCUACUCCCAGGAGAAUCAGGAAAUUAUGAAAGUACCAAACGGACCUCCAAUUCUCUGAAAGAUGUGUGACCAACCGAAAUGCAACCCCUGCUGCCCACAAAAAUGCAACCCCUGUUGCCCAUCCAAACCACCUUGUUGCAUUCAGGCCAAGUGCUGUUGUUUGGAGGCCAAGCCUGAGUGCACCUGCCUGAGCAAGGAGCCUGAUCCCUCAUCAGCUUCAACUCAAGAGAAGGGCUCCCAAACGCAACAGCCACCCCAAAGUCCACAGCCUGGGAACAAGACAUCCCCACAGGGACAGAGGAAGCCAAACAAGUAGAUUUCUCCUGACAACAUGUCCACUGUGUUGCAGGAUUUGGGAUAACCAUGGGCCAGACUAGACCUAGGUUUGCAGCAGCUGAUUU
This is a messenger RNA of Ochotona princeps (American pika), 573 nucleotides long. RefSeq names its product sperm mitochondria associated cysteine rich protein (gene SMCP). NCBI's taxonomy places the organism in Eukaryota, Metazoa, Chordata, Mammalia, Lagomorpha, Ochotonidae. The transcript is spliced from 2 exons. The record is from RefSeq and is a predicted model, not a curated record. Bases 234 to 488 code for a protein of 84 amino acids.